Molecule: messenger RNA, 426 nt
Organism: Macrosiphum euphorbiae (potato aphid)
Lineage: Eukaryota; Metazoa; Arthropoda; Insecta; Hemiptera; Aphididae
Source: the annotation of a GenBank genome assembly
AUGUCUCAUCCAUUUUUUAAAUUGCGUUGGUUAGAUCUAGAAACUCCACCAUCUACAAAAAAAACUUUAUGUGAUUUAUUUGUAAACAGUGCCAAAACUAUUGCAUCCGAAUAUAAUUCUGAAACUAUAUCGUCUAUAUCAAACUCUGAAAGUGAUGAUGAUUUUUAUGAAAUGCAACAACUACACAAUGAAAAAGAAGCCGAUUCAGUGUCAAAUACUGAAGCAUAUAACCUCCUUACAUCUACACCUUUGGAACAAAUCAAGUUUCACUCCAAAAUCGAUAUUGAAGUAUUGCAAUUUUUAGAAGAUAAAAGUAAAGAUUUGUUAUGUUUGAACCAAUUUCCUCACGUAAAACAGUUGUUUUUGAAAUAUAAUGUUGUAGGUAUUGCCAUCUUCUGCUUAGAUUAUUGGCAUUUGCUGGAAUGA